This is a messenger RNA of Mycotypha africana, 351 nucleotides long. RefSeq lists its product as uncharacterized. Lineage: Eukaryota; Fungi; Mucoromycota; Mucoromycetes; Mucorales; Mycotyphaceae. The record is from RefSeq and is a predicted model, not a curated record. The transcript is spliced from 5 exons. Bases 1 to 351 code for a protein of 116 amino acids.
AUGCUUAACGACGGGAACCAUCAGGUGAAAAGAAGAAAAGCAACUGGUGAUCCCCACGCUGUAACGGUUAAUGAAUAUCUACCACCGCGUAUACACAAUUGUUGUCGCUCGGACACAUCAGAAGCAUUAGAGACAGUCCGUGACUGUAGUAUCCUUGUUUGCAAAAAUUGUAAGUGUAGUUCGGCCUUCAAGCUCCAAUACAACGUCUCAAAAAUUUGGCUUGUUCUGUUCAUUUGUAUUGCAACUUUGUCUAAAACCAAAGCUGGAAAAACUGUAGCAGCCCUUUGCAUUUGGACAUUUCAACGUCUCAUUCAUACCACUAUGGAGCUUGCAAAGUAUCAAAAUGAGUAA